GGUAUUUUACGGGCUUGAUGGACAAAGCACAUAAUAAAUAAUGCACACGCGUCUAAAUCAUCGAACAGCGACAAUUCAAAGGCCUCGGAAAUAAUCUCCCACAGUACAAAGCUGCAGGAAUGGCAGGCCGCUCGUCGACAAAUGAUUGUCCGUACGUUUCAUGGACAUAUUUAGUAACGGUCGGUGAUUGUCAUCUGAGCAGACAAGGCAGAUGGCAAUAAUUUAUAAUUUUACAGCAAUUUAAAUACGGCAAGAUAAAUAAAUCACAUAUUUUUUAAAAUAUGGAUAGAAAUGUAAUGAAUUCACGUAAUUAUUAAGAUACAAUUUCUCAGUUUAUUACUAGGGUUAAUAAGUUCUCGAAGCCGAACAUUUUCUAGGUUUCAAUUUGCUUAGACAUUCAAGCGAAGGAGAAGUAGCGAUAUUUGUUGGCAGAUAAAGUUAAUUUGAAGGAAAUAUGUCACAGGGUGAUAUAGUGCGGUAUUUCCCGAGUCCGAUACCACCUGUCGGUCAUAAUUUCACCUUGAAUGAAACAACACCACUCACCAAAUGUGUGACGUCUUUUGACAUGCAAAUUCGCGUUUUAAUUGGCAGAACAACAGGUAUGGUGCACUCAGAACAAUAUGUGAUUGGUUUUGCACACUUUAUACAAGCAGUUACGGGAUAGAUUCAAUUAAAGGCCAACAUGGAUAUAUAAGUAAAAUUUAAAAGUGUUUUGGCUCAUACCUUCAAUCUCAUACCUUCUGGCCUUUAUCGAUGACGUACGUCGGACUGAACUCCAUUGUCUCUGAACGAUAUUUUCUCAAGACAACAAGAAAAAAUUUGCAAUUUCUGUGAAGAGCUGUUUUGCUUUCAUUCUCGAUAAACAUGUCGAACUUGUAUAACGAACACGAUUCUUCAGCGGAAGACACGGGAGAUGUAAAAAUUAUAAUCAAGGGAGGCGACAACAAGCUAAGCACGGGGGCUAACAACGUGUAUGCGUUUUGCAAUCACUGCAAGAAGGACAUUUCUGUUGUGUACAUCAAGUCUGAGGCAAAUGGAAAAGAAAUGGCUGUUUCGGAGACACUCAAGACCAAUUGGCCCGCCGUGGUCGAUGGAAGCUAUCCCGAGAAUGACUAUGAAAAAUGUAAGAAAAACAACGAUUAUGAAAGUUGCAAGAAACUUCUCGACGAGAAGAAGAAGUCGGACAAAAUUCAUGAUUUGUGGGUGUCAUUUCUCGACUCGUGUACCCUGCACGGUUUUCACUUCUGCUUCUCUGGCAAUCCACCCGUGCGGCGUAUUUUAUGGACUCUGCUCUUGCUCGGAGCGUUUGCGCUAUUUUUCGAAAAAUGCACCGACAGCAUUAUGAAUUUCUUCGAGUACCCGUUCACCACUACCACGCUUAUCGUCUACGAGAACAGCCUGUUUUUUCCCGCUGUCUCCAUCUGUAAUUACAACGACGCCCGCCUUUCCAAAAUAAAUGGAACGCUGGUAGACCAGCUUUUUGUCACUAAAUACAUCAAGGGCGAAAAUGGAAGUGACAUUGAAAGUAAGCUCACAGGAGAAAUUAUGCAAAGCACUCUUUCAAAGGCCGCGCAUCGGCUCGACGAAAUGAUCCUGGAUUGCACUUGGAAUAAAGAUGAAAAAUGCGACUACAGGAACUUCACCGAGUUCAAAAGCGCUUUUGCUGAUGUGUGCUAUACGUUCAAUUCUGGGAAAAAUGGCACACCUCUUCUAACAACAAAUACAGGUCAGGAGAGAGGUCUUCGUCUUCUAAUCGACGUACAGCAUUAUGAUUAUUACUACGAUGUCGAGAGCGCCGGAUUUAGAGUAAUUUUACAUGAUCAAGCAGAGACUCCAGUAAAAAUGCAAGGCUUAGCGGUGUCUCCGGGUUUCACCACUUACAUGGAACUUCGGAAGCGAAAGGUCACCAAUUUGCCGCAUCCUUACAAAACCGACUGUGGAAUGCCGAAACUUCGGUUCUUUGACACUUACAGCAAAUCCAAGUGUUUCUUGGACAAAUUGACUCGUUACGUCACGAAACUCUGCAAAUGUCGAGAUUGGUUUAUGCCAGGCGGUGAUCAAGGAAUUCCCGUGUGUGACUUCAAAACAAGUGACAGCUGUAUGUGGCCAGCCUGGGAAUAUUUCCAAGAGAAGAAAUUGGAUAAGUGUCCUGUGGCAUGCGAAAGCGUGGAGUUUUCAGCACAGUUAUCCUACGCACGCUAUCCUGCUAACACCUAUGCGGACAAGCUGCUGUCUAAACAGAGGAAUAUGACGGGCACAAUUCAGGAAAACAGGCAAUAUCUCAGGGACAACCUGCUUGAGUUGAGGAUUUAUUACGAGAGCCUGACUUUCUCUGACGUCAGGCAGGUUCCAAGCUACGAUCUCUAUAGCUUAUUAGGUGACGUGGGUGGUCAGAUUGGUCUCUUCCUCGGCGCCAGUCUCCUGACAUUGGUCGAGUACUUGGACCUGUGUGCGAUGGUGCUUUUUACCAAGUACAAAUACCGCAAUAAAUAAUUGUACUGCAGGGCAGGGUUGUUCGAAAGGCGGUUAACGCUAAUUCAGGAUUAAAAGUUAAAGGAAGUAUUAAUUUUCCUGGUGUCAAAAUGUUUUUUCAGUUCU
Molecule: messenger RNA, 2598 nt
Organism: Orbicella faveolata
Lineage: Eukaryota; Metazoa; Cnidaria; Anthozoa; Scleractinia; Merulinidae
Product: acid-sensing ion channel 1C-like
Biological process (GO): sodium ion transmembrane transport
Cellular component (GO): plasma membrane
Molecular function (GO): ligand-gated sodium channel activity
Source: RefSeq, a predicted model, not a curated record